AUGUUAUUCGAUACAAUCUAUCAUACAUAUAAACAUCUUUGGACUGAUAUAUCGUUGGCCAGUUGGAGAAAAUAUCCGACACCAGAUAGACCAGAUGUAUUAAGUGUAGAUUUACUGUCAAAGGAAAUCGAUCCAGAGACAGGAGUGCUGACAUGCACCAGAUUGAUUAUAUGUAAAGGUUCGAUGCCGACUUGGUUGAAGCCAAUCGUUGGUAGUAACGAGUGUUUCUUCUACGAGGAGACAACUGUCGAUCCAAAAACACAAACGAUGGUCUUGAAAACCAAGAAUCUCUCAUUCUCUAACAUCUUGGGUUUGGAAGAGGUGUGCACCUACACACCCGAUCCAAGCAAUGCAGAGUGGACACAGUUCAAACAGGAAGCCAAAGUUACAUCGAGUGUCUUUGGUGUCGCGCGUAAGCUAGAGGCGUUCUGUCUGGAGCGAUUCAAAACCAAUGCGACCAAGGGUCGUGCCAUCAUGGAGCAGGCCAUCCAGAAGGUGAAGCACGAAGCAGAGGAGAUCGAGCAGACCAUCGACAAGGCAAUAAACACCGUCGUUCACGAGGCAGAGGAGCAGUUGCACUCGAUCGACAAGAUCAUCACCACAGCAAAACUCGAGGCCGAAGACACCUUUGCCGAACUCGAAGCAAAACUAGACAAAGCACUCAACAACGUUAAAGCAAGAGACGCAUCGAUGGAGGAAAGAAUUACGAAUUUCGAUAAAGCAUUUUCAAGUUUGCGAGCGGAACUGACUUCCGAUCGUUUAGGUAUUCCUUUUACAAGAACAGAGUUUACAAAAUAUACACCAAACGGUAUAAAUAAAUCUUUAUAA
Messenger RNA from Heterostelium album PN500, 828 nucleotides. It is a transcript of the gene slmo, whose product is annotated as slowmo family protein. Gene Ontology annotation, biological process: phospholipid transport. NCBI's taxonomy places the organism in Eukaryota, Evosea, Eumycetozoa, Acytosteliales, Acytosteliaceae. Gene Ontology annotation, cellular component: mitochondrial intermembrane space. Gene Ontology annotation, molecular function: phosphatidic acid transfer activity. Bases 1 to 828 code for a protein of 275 amino acids. The transcript is spliced from 2 exons. The record is from RefSeq and is a predicted model, not a curated record.